AUGUCCAGGAACAAGGACCCCAGCUCGCUCUUGAACAUCCAGCAUGACUACCUCCAUGAGCGGAUCAAGGGCCUACAGCAACCCAAGGAGAUUUACUGCUUGAUCAUCGAUAGGAAGGUGGAGGCGAUUUUGUAUAGAACAUACACCAAGGAGCAACUAUUGCGGAUCGUGGCCUCGGUCGAGAUUAUCGAUGACGAGCGACGUAGAAACAGCUACAUGGCGGCGAUAUACCUAUGCAGCAAGACGAUUUACAACUUGAAGUGCAUCAUGGCCGAUGUCCAGACCAAGAGGUAUAAAAACGCCAUGGCGCUUUUUGCAUAUCAAGAUGAGCAGACCAACCCCGAGGCCACCAGUUUCUACCGCAACAAGUUUCUCAACAACCCCUCGGUGGUGCAGUUUUUCCAAAACAACUUCAACGAGAUGAAUUUCGAAUACAAUGCCGUUGAGACGCGCGUGUUUUUGGUCGAUGACAAGACCCCCAACUCGAUGCCCCUUUACUACAACCGCAAUGCUCAGCAGUUUGUCAUACCCCAGAUCAAAAAAGUGGCCUCGAGCUUGUUGAAUCUCAUGAUCUCGAUGCAGGAGUACCCCUUUAUCAGAUUCUACCAGCCUCCAGAUGCAACUUAUGAAGCCAAGACUUUGCCCGAGCUAAUUGCCGACGAGUUUCAACUCCAAAUGGAUGGUUAUUGUCGAGCUAAUGACAAUUAUCCGACACCCGAGGUCAGCGCCAAGACGAGAAGCGUCUUGCUCAUCACCGAUCGAACAAUUGACCUCUAUGCUCCCUUGCUACACGAGUUCACCUAUCAAGCCAUGGCCAAUGACAUUGUUGAAUCGUUGGAAAAGGAAGAUGUCUAUAGAUAUCAAAGCGAAAAUGAAAAAGGUGAGCUUAGUGACGUCCAAGUCAAGCUCAAUAAUGAAAACGAUGAAGACUGGGUGAAUCUAAGACACUCGCACAUCAUUGAAAGCUCCGAGCUCAUUGUCAACAAGAUUACAGACUUGAUCAAGAAUAACCCCUUGAUGAUUGAUAGAUCAAAGGCCUCAACUUCGUCUGAUUUGAUGCACAUUGUUGCCCAUCUCAAGGGGUUUGACGAAGAAAGGAAGCAGUUGACGAUGCACAAGUCUUUGAUUGAUAAAUGUCUUGAUAUUAACGCAUCGCGGAAAUUGGCCGAGUUUGCUGCCGAUUUCGAGCAAACUUGCUGUGCUCAAGGGGUAAGCUUUGAAGGCGAGAGAAAUAAGCACUUGCAUGACGACUUGGUGAUUUUACUUGCGAGAGAUGAUCUUCACAUUAAUGACAAGUUGAGACUUAUCUUGAUCUAUGCCUUUUACCGUGGAGGACUCAUCCGGUCUGAUUUUGAGAAGAUGAUCAAAUUUGUUGGUGUUGAAGAUAAACAUAUCCCAGGGUUAUGUGAGCGAUGUUUCAACAAUGUUGACAAACUUGGGUUUGAAAUUUUCAAAAAGAAAAUCAAAGAUCAACCAGCAAAUAAGCAAACUUUCCAUACCAUCAACAACGAAGGAACUUACAACACGUCACGGUUCACCCCUGGCCUCAAAACGAUUAUGCAAAACGUGGCCAAGUACUCGCUCGACCGCGAAUGGUUCCCUUAUUUCCGAGACAAGCCUCUAGAUGAGGAAAAUGUCGAUACCUCUAUCGAUAGAGCCAAGGGCAAGGACUUUUCCUUGCAGUCCUCCUCGAAUACGUUGCGCAAUACUCGAAUCAAAGCCAACUGGGCAAACACGCCAUCGUCAUCCUCCGGUGCCGGCGGCGGCGCCUCUGCCGCCUCUAAAAGAUUUGGCAAUGGUGCUCAAGCGAGACAACGGCAACGGAUUUUCUGCUAUGUGGCUGGCGGGAUCACCUAUAGUGAGAUUCGUUCCAUCUAUGAACUUUCCAACUCGCUAAACAAGGACUUUUACAUUGGCUCCGAAUCAAUAUUGAAGCCACGCGAUUUCCUUAUUGGACUUCAAAACCUUGGAGAUAAUAAGAAGUUGGAUCAAUUGGAUUUGAAUAUCGUUCGCGAGUCACAGGAAAGUAAUGAGAUCCCCCUUUAUUUAUACAACGAUGCAUCGAUCCCCAAACCGCGUCAAGCUCCUUCUUCAUCGGCAUCACCAUCACCACACCCACAGCAGCACCAUCAGAGCUACACAAUUGCCGCUAGUCCCAUGAACAAAUCUAUUCCUCCACAACCUCAAUUUGGACAAACGUCUUCGUUUGAAAAGCAAGUGGCUCAACAACAAGCAAUGUAUGUCUCAUCUCAUGGAGCACCAAACUCGUCGGGCCAUUAUCAAAAGCGCAGCUCUAGUAAUAAGGUUCCCGUUUUGGAGAAAGAUGAUUCGGCAAAGAGUCCUAGCAAGAGAUCCAAAUUGAAGAAAUUGUUCAAGUAG
Lodderomyces beijingensis is the source of this 2379-nucleotide messenger RNA. NCBI's taxonomy places the organism in Eukaryota, Fungi, Ascomycota, Pichiomycetes, Serinales, Debaryomycetaceae. The record is from the annotation of a GenBank genome assembly.